GGGGGGGGAGGGAGAGAAACACGACUGUUUAAAGUGCUUUAAAUGUAUACAGUGGUGCCUUGGUUUGCGAACGCAAUCCGUUCCGUGGAGGCGUUCGCUCGCCGAUAGAGUGCUUCUGCACAUGCACGAGCUGCGCAGAUUGCGUCUGCGCAUCUGACGCCGCGGAACCCGGAUGUAAACCCUCCUGGGUCCGCAGCGUUCGUAAACGGAGGUUUUUGUAAAUGGAGGUAGGCGUAAACCAAGGUUCCACUGUACUGCAGAUGGGGCCUCAAACUGUGGAGUCUGUUACCGGCUGUGAUGGCUCUGAAACGGGAUUAGGUGAAAUCAUGAAGGAUAAGUCUCAAUGGCUACUAGUCAAGAGAACUGCUACCGGGUUUCUCCAAAAAUAAGACACCUCAAAAAACAACAACGGUGGCUUAUUUUCAGGGGAUGUCUUUUUUUAUUAAGUAUGGUACAGUUUAACCUACAAGGUUAAACUGCCUAUCACUGUGGCUUAUUUUCGGGGUAUGGCUUAUUUUUGGAGAAACACGGUACCUCCAGGAUCAGACACAGCAUGCCCCUGGAUACCAGUUUCUAAUGAGAAACAGCAGGAAAGGGCAACUGUGCUUGUGUCCUGCUUUGGGCCUCUCAAAUGCAUCUGGUUUGCUCUCCUGAGAACAGAGCGCUGGACCAGAUAAGCAUCUGGUUUGAUCCAGCAGGGCUCUUUGCUUGAUUCCUUUGCAUUGGUUAUAAUAAGAAUAUCCAUAUUGGUCCAGGUCAACUUUAUGCUGCUGAAAUGAUUCUUCCUUUAUGACCUAUACCAGGCAUCCCCAAACUUCGGCCCUCCAGAUGUUUUGGACUACUGUUCCCAUCAUCCCUGACCAUUGGUCCUGUUAGCUAGGGAUCAUGGGAGUUGUAGGCCAAAACAUCUGGAGGGCCGCAGUUUGGGGAUGCCUGACCUAUACUGUAGUUUAAACAAAUCUUCAUUGGACUGACUACUUGAGUAUAAGCCACACUGGAAAAGGGCGUGCAUAGAACUGUAGCCCCUGAAGGAGUUGAAAUACUGUAUAAAGGACAUAUCCAAAAAAUGAUGUACACAUGUAGCCCCAAGUAGUUGGAUGAACUUGUCUCUGUGUGUGAAUGAAUUGGCAUUACCAGCUAUAUGGAAAGGGAAUAUACAUGCUUAAGUUGUUAGAACUAAUUCUGUAUUGGUGGUCAAGGAAUAUGAUUUAUCCAGAUUUGCAGAGAAAACGUGGCAACCAGAAUUGAAUUUUUUUGUUCUUCUGUGCUUGCUCGAACAUACUCUCCAUCAUUUUUUAGAUUACAUUUGUGCAGUAAAUGCAAAUCAUCCUAACACUAAACAAAUAUUUACUAUGUUUUUGACACUUUCCGGUUGAAUUCUAGAAUUAAGUUGAUAGCUUGUUGGUUCCUAUUUGAAGUAAAAAUAAUAGUUAAGCAUGCUACCAUUUGCCAUUUGUAGUGUAGUAUGAAAAUACAUGCAGUGGCAUAUGAAGAAGUGAAUUGCUGUUUGGCAUGGAAUGCUUUUUUAUUAGAUGAUUUUUGAGGGAUUUUGCAUUAAGGCUGUUGCAGAAGAAACAAGAUUUGCAUGUUUCAUGUUGCAGUGAUAAAUACUUGGGAGAUUGAUUUUUAUUCAGUGUUUAAUAAGGUUGUGAUCCUGUGCAGUUUACCCUCCGAGAACAAAUCCCAAAUAAAGCGUUUGAGUAGUGGGAGCUUUUUGGCUCCUAGCUGGGGUGGAUGGGUGGGCAGUUCUACCCUAGUUGUGUAUUUUCCACCCCACUUACUUCUCCAUCUAUAUAUAAUCUCUGUGGGUGGUAAGGUGGUUGAGUGAGUAGUCUCUCUUGGCAGCUUAAUCCACACCUGGACACCAGUUCUCUGCACUGAGGAUCUGUCUGAGCAUGACACUGAGAGCCCUGCUGGAUCACCAAUAUUCUGUUCUUACAAUGGCUGACCAGGUGCCUAAGAGACCUGAGUGCAACAGCGCUCUUCCCACUUGCGAUUCCCAGCAGUUGCUAUUCAGAGGCACACUGCCUCUAAAAUUGUAGGUAGAACAUAGCCAUCAUGGCCAGCCUUAUUUGCCUGACAUGGAGACUGCCACAAUCUCAAUCAGAUUAGAGAUUAAUAAAGAAAAUUGUACCCAAUCUUGUUAAUCUUUUUGUGGUCUUUGAUAGUGUUCAUCAUGGUAUGUUAGCAAAUGGACUGUGGGACAUGGUUACAGCUUAUACUCGAAAUGAGCAUUUCUGACCAGUUGAUGGGACAGUAGCCAACUACUGUGUCCUGUCACAGCAAGGAUUUAUACUUUUGCAUCUGGAGUUCUCCUCUCAUUCAAGCCCCGUACCCUCUCAAAAUCUGCUCCAGGGGAUUGGGGGAACCAUGAGCAGAUUUAGGGGGCAGGUAGGGGAGGAGAUGAGCCAAUUCUAUUGUGCAAGCAGGAAUCCGUGCACUGACAGAACAUUCAUAUAGCGCUGUUGGAUAUAUAGAUACAGAAUGUAGUCUUAAAAUGUGGAAAGGUGCCAUUGGUCUGCUUCUGGCAAGUCAUUAAUGUGUCCUCCAGUUUCACUAAGCCAAGUGGGACAGAUUGUGCAGCGUCUUGUGUGUCUGCUGAGGCUUUGUCAAUAGACUACCGAGCCUCUUGGGCUUGCCGAUCAGAAGGUCGGCGGUUCGAAUCCCUGCAACAGGAUGAGCUCACAUUGUUCUGUCCCAGCUUCAGUUCAAGAGCUUACCAAUGCGAGUGGAUAAAUAGGUACCACUGUGGUGGGAAGGUAAACAAUGUUUCCAUGCUUUCUGGUUUCCAUCAUGGUGUUCCAUUGCGCCGGAAGUGGUUUAAUCAUGCUGGCCACAUGACCCAGAAAACUGUCUGUGGACAAAGGCCGGCUCCCUCGGCCUGAAGCGAGAUGAGCGCCACAACCCUAUAGUCGCCUUUGACUAGACUUGUCCGUCCAUGGGUCCUAUACCUUUACCUGUGCGUUUCAAAGUAACAGAGAAGAGGCAGUGUUGGCUAUUUAAAUCUUAGACAAAUACACAUUUUGCUAUUGCCUACUUUACUUUUUCCACUUAAUUCAGUAACGAUCACAUAGUGUCUCCAGAUGUGUCUUUAACUUAGGGCUGGGUGAUAUAUGGUUUUCAACAUUGUGAUAUACAGUCGUACCUCAGGUUGCGAACACCUCGGGUUACGAACAACCCGGGUUACGAACUUCCCAAACCUGGAAGUAUUUUUGCCGCGUGCACAGAAGCGCUGCGCGCCUUUGCACAUGCGCAAAGCGUGAAAAUAGCGAAAAUAGCGCUUUGCGCAUGCGCAAAACGGCGGUUCGGGCCCUUUUCGGGUUACGAACUUUUCAGGUUACGAACUGCGACCCAGAACGGAUCGCGUUCGUAACCCGAGGUACCACUGUACCACCAGCUAAACACCACAAUAUAUCACCAUGUCUGAAAUAAGGAUGGAGCUAUGUUAGAGGCAUUGGCUAGUUUCAGUUUUCCCCACAUUGUGAUUUUUUUCAUGAUUCUCAAUAUAUUGCCAGGUCAAAAAUUAUGAAACUGAUAUCACGAUAUGGACUUCAAACCAGUUUUGGACAAUUUAUUACCCAGCCCUAACACACUUCAUGAUUUGCGAUAUAUUGUCAGGUCAGAUCAAUAUAACGAUACGGACUUCAAAACUUUUUCAGAUGCCCAGCCAUUCUAGUCCACUUUAGAACAGAACAAGAAACUGACUGAGUAAGGCAAGUGUACUUGUUUGCUAAACUGCAAGUCUGAGAUAGGCAUGGGGUAAGAAGGCAGUGCAGGCAACUUCUGAAAAGAUGUAGAGCAGGUCUGAGCUGGGAAACACCAGCAUAGUGAUAGGUUUAAUGUACUACACUCAGCAUACAAUACUUACUAUAAAAUAAAUAUAUAAGAGAGCUGCCAUCUGGCCAGUUUUAAACCAGUCUGACAGCUUUUCUUGGCAUUUUAAACGUAUGCUUAAGAGAGACUUUCCCCCCACUAUUGCAAGAGAAGAGAAUGGUGGAAAGAUCUGAUAAUUAAAUUACUGCAUUGGCUGUUUUUAAGCAUUUUAAUGAAAUUGACAGACAAAGCAGUAAAUUUGACUAUUUCCUUUAGCUUCAGAUGUGACACCUUUCUUUGAACAGGGUUAUAACAACUUGCUGGUGUUAGGCAUAAAUCAUUUUGCUAGUAGUAGGGGAAUAUACACACAACUCUGUAUACCAGAGAUAGCAUGCAGUUUCUGGUGCAGAGCCCUGUAUUGUAAUGAAAAGUGUGGAAAACUUACUACUUCAAUGCACUCGGUGAUUGCUAUUACAGCUAUAUUCUACUAGUCCAGGGGUCAGCAACCUUUUUCAGCCAUGGGCCGGUCCACUGUCCCUCAGACCAUGUGGUGGGCCGGACUAUAUUUUGAAGAAAAAAAUAUGAACGAAUUCCUAUGCCCCACAAAUAACCCAGAGAUGCAUUUUAAAUAAAAGCACACAUUCUACUCAUGUAAAAACACCAGGCAGGCCCCACAAAUAACCCAGAGAUGCAUUUUAAAUAAAAGGACACAUUCUACUCACGUAAAAACACGCUGAUUCCUGGACCGCCUGCGGGCCGGAUUGAGAAGGCGAUUGGGCCGCAUCCGGCCCACGGGCCUUAGGUUGCCUACCCCUGCACUAGUCUUCCAAGGAGCUGAAAGUGGUGUGUGUAGUUGUUAGAACUAAUUUAAACUUUUGAAUUCUCACAUGCAAUCCAUUUUUUUUAAUCCAGUGGCAUUUUAAAUGCAUUUGGGGCCUCAGAACUUGUGGAAAACUUACGUUGAAAUAGGAAGUGCAAUGAGAAAAAUCUGGUGGCGAGGUUUUUCAAUUCCAGAGGAAAAAAGCAUUGUUAAUGUUUUUCCCAAGCAAUAAGAAGUGUAAGAAGGGCCUCUGAAAGUGCUCAGUAUGGGAAAGCCUCAGGGCAUGGUCUGAAGGGGCAUGAUGGUGGCCCCUGCGUGGAAGCCGAAUAUCAGGAUCAAAGUUGCCUGUGAAUGCAUGCAUGAAUAGCCAUGUGACCCUCUCUAUUUGGAAGAUGUUUUCGUAAAGCCACCCAUACUUUUUAGUACUGCCAUGCUGUUGGUUUAACUGAUUGAUUUAAUCACUUGUAUUUGUGUUUGAUGCUUUUGCAUCAAAGGCAGCCCUGGGGUGUCUUGAUGGUUUGGGACUGACCCAGUCCCAGCAAUCUGCAUGGUAGAUUGCUGGCAUGGGAACUGUGUGCACUGCCAUUUGAGUUCCAUGAAAUAAGUGUGGGAUAUAAAUGAGAACACAGCAAGAUGUAGAAUGUUUCAAAAGUAAUUGGGGGAGUAUAGUAGGAGACUUAGAUCCUUGUUUUUCCACCCUGCUCCAGGCUCUGUUUUAACAGAUUGGAGAGCAGGGAGCAUUCCCAUCAUUGCUAAUGUACUCUACAGUGCAUUUGUAGCAUGGAGCUUCAGUAAAUAAGAUACUAAGGCACGAGGAAGGGGUUUGGGCACAGUGCAUUGUGCUUAUUUGCAACCAACUUUUCUUCUCACCCUACUGUGCUCUGCUGUCCGAUAUCAAUCCUUAGUGAUUCUUAAAAAGGUAACUUCUGUUUCAAUUCUCUAACUCCAUUAGAAGCAUUGUGUGGCUAUUCUACAGCUAUCUUCACCUUGGAAGUUACAAUCUUGUCACCCAGCAAUAUUUUCUUCAUUCUUAAGGUGUGACCAACAGUUCUAUAGAAAUUUAGACACAAUGGGUAAAGUCCAGUGGUAGAAGGCCACUUGUGCAGCAGCCAAUCUGCCUACCUCUCCAGGACAACACAAUACAGUGGUACCUUGGUUUACGAACUUAAUCCGUUCCAGAGGUCUGUUCUUAAACCAAAACAGUUCUUAAACCGAGGUGCACUUUUCCUAAUGAGACCUCCUGCCACCAGUGCCCUUCCACUGUUCGGCUUCCGUUCUUAGACCGAAGUAAAGUUUGCAAACCGGGACACUACUUCCAGUUUUGCGGAGUUCAUAAACCGAGGUACCACUGUACUGGGAGGGGUCUCCUGAACAGCAUCCCUUGUGUUGCACAGAACUGCAGUGUGAGGGGAGAAUUGCCUGAAGGUGGGUGGUGCAUGUGUGUCCUGCACCAGUGGUGUCUGGCUCUAUGCAGUAUUACAGUUUUAAGUUUGCAAGGGGUUAAGCCAUGGAUACAACCCAAUAUUUGCAAUAUUAUUUUGUUUUGCAUGGAUGAUGCUAAGGGAACAAGUUGAGGGAUAUUCUGAAAAACAGUAUAUCCAUAUAAAAUCUAAACCAAAUACUGCAACAAGGCGUCAAGAUUAUUUUGAUUGGAAGCUUUGCACCAAGCCUCAAGGUCCAUGUAAUCAUGGUUGCAGAAUUUACCUAGACUUCUUUAUCCCGCUGUCUCCAUAGCACUUCAGCUUAUUGAACAGCUAUAAAUAGCUUGGAUUCUCAGAUACCCAGGACCUGAGUAAGACGGGACUUCUGUAAGUUUAAAACCAGCAGCUUCAGUUAAACCUAGAAAUUUAUGAUCGGCGCCGAUUCCCUGUUGAGUGCAUGGCAAGACUUUAGGUAGGAUGCCCAGUUAAGCAGGCAAGAAGCUUAGAUAAAGCAUUUGCAACUGGAUUAAUACCUGUAGCUGCAAUAGCUGCCCAUCUGUCAGAUGAGCCAGGCAGAGGAAUGCUGCAAGAAGACCGACAAAGCCUUCUGAAGACACCAACGUUCUGUUAGUGCUACACGCCACCCCAAGAGAUUCCAGGGGUACCAGGUGCACUUACCAGGGUCUCCGUUUCCUUUUGGAAAAAUGAGGCACAGUGGAGACUCUGAUGUCUUUAUGACAUAUGUUUUAUUUACACAUAUAUACAACCUGAAGCCUAGGUAGAGGAGAAUCCUAGCAUUCCCCCCAUUACAGAGGGACUCGCUUUCUCUUCUUAUAGACGCACAUGGCAGGCUUGCCUUUAAAAGCAGAGACAUCAGCCAUGCUCUGUGUCUCGUUUGUUACAGCCCAUCACAGUCUGCUCACAUGCUGUCCUUGCUAGCUACCAGCAACAUACAAACAAGUAUAAGCAACUGUUUGUGCAGUUUAGUUCAUCAGUUGAUUGCUGUGGUCUGUGAUAACAGAAAUAUGACCCAUGAGCUGGAGCUGGAAUAAAUGAACUUGUAUAACUUAGUCUGCAAAGUUACCCCCUCCCCCCACCUUUUAAUUGAUGCACUUGCUUGUGUCCACCAAUGUUAUUUUUACAAGCCUGGUAUAAAUACUUUUUGGGUUUGGUGUAGAUCCCUCUCAUGUUCUUGGCACGGGCAAAGGCUUAAGAGAAAAGCAGAAAAGAAAACGUUUGUUCAUUCACUUUAAGUGUCAGAUAGAGAGCUGCACAUGGGAAUCUAUAACAGAAAUGUGUUGGGCAUCAAGCUGUUUAUUUCCAUCAGACUCCCCCACCGCCAUUGCUGGUUGGUUCCUCAUAGGAGACUUACUGACCUUUAAGCCUUUUUUACAGUAGUUGGAAGAGUUGAUGAAAUUGGGGGUUCUUAUGCUGGGGAGCACCUCACUCCCCAAAGAGAGGUGCCUCCUCACACCACCCCCCAGGGGCCUGGGAAGAGGAUGCCCCCAUCCUUAGUGGUGAACAUGAGGCCAACACCUUACUCACCUGAGAAGGCAGCAUUGGCAGCAGCAGGUGCCACCAGGCCUGCAUGACUGAAAGGCUUCCCUUUGGCGCUGGGCACUCAGCUCCCAGGCAGGCCUUGCACACAGCAAGUACAAGAAAGACCAGCAUACUGCCUACCUGCCUGUGCUGGUCCCAUGGGUAAUCCACGAGAGGCAAGGUCCAGGUCUGGUCCGUGGUCUAAAGAGUCAACAUAGUCAGUCCAAUGUAGCAGGGUAGGGAACCGGGCAAGGUCAGAAACACAGGCAGGAUCUGACAAACAGCAAUGUUGUUCCCACAACCUGGGACGGGGUCUGACCGCCUUUUAUCUCUUAUGGGGUAAUGGCCAGUCCCGAUCCCCCGACGACUCACCACCCUGUCUCGCCCAAAGGCGAGCACUCCUCCUGCAAGUACUCAGGUCUCUCCUUCUCUCAGACCUGAAUCUCUGCAGCUUGGGAGACGCCGGUGGUUUACUAGACCCAGGAGCCGCCUCAGUCUCUCCUGACUCAGCCAGUAGUGGGUCAGCUGUCGGUGAUGACCUAGCUGACGGCAACGAGGUAUUCCCCACACCUGAAGCCAGGACAGGCUCAGGCCCCUGACUCGGCCCAGCUGGUGCUUGUUGCAAUGGAAUCUGUGUACACUGAGGCUCUUCAGAAUCAGGCCCCAGACAUGGUUAAGCCGAUGCCCAAGGCAGAGGAUCCAGUGCGGACUGAGACUCCUCUGGUUCCGAGCCCGAACCCGAGUUCCAGGCCAUCACACUGACUGCCCUGCAUCCUGUUUUCCUGUCCAUUCCCAACAGUAAGGGCUAGGGGGCUGGAAUCCUUUGCCCUCUUGCUUGCUUACUCUGAGGCUGCUUCAGCUCCUGGCAACCAGCAUGCCCUGGCCAGCCCUAGAGGCACCAUUCACCUGGGGAGCUUGUAGCCAGGGCUGCUGCAACAAACAGCUGUGCAAACCUUUAGGAGGCAGAGAUGUGAGAGGGCAUCAGAGGGAGGAAGGGAGGCCAGUGUUGCCCACGGCACCCCUGACCAUCAUUCAAGGCACCCCAGGGUGCCAUGACACACUGGUUGAAAACUACACCAAGGGUUUGAGACUCAUUGGCUAACCUCACCUGGUUUACCUCUCUCUGACACCUGCAAGGCCUAGCAAUAAUUUCUUCUGGAAGGUGGUGAGCAAAAAUUAUUCAACACCCUUUAGGUUCCAGUAGCAAUCUACCCUUUUUUGUUGAGUAAUAUUUAGGUCUUCAGCAGGCAUCCCCAAACUGUGGCCCUCCAGAUGUUUUGGCCUACAACUUCCAUGAUCCCUAGCUAAGAGGACCAGUGGUCGGGGAAGAUGGGAAUUGUAGUCCAAAACAUCUGGAGGGCUGAAGUUUGGGGAUGCCUGGUUUCGAGGUAUAUAUUGUUAGUAAUAAAUUUAUUUAUGACACCCCAAACAGGAAUAUGAUACCAAAAAGAAUAAUUAACAAAAGUUCGACAAGUUGCAGGAAUGGAGACAUCAGUGUUUUAAAUGAGCUUGAGAGAGGAGGACAUAACUGUUUGGCAGGCCUUUCUGAAAAAGAUACAUUUAUAGAUACUAGAAUGGGAAAGACUUUGUUCCUGUAUUAGACCAUACAUAUACUAUUCUGUUAAGUUCUCAGUAAACUAAAUGUAUGGCUUACCUUUUUAAAAGGUGGUUUUUCUCUGCAUAGCUAUUUUUGGAAUAUAGUUUACCUUUGCUUCAGUUCAAUGAAGGUUUGUUUUGAAUAUAUUUCAUGCAAUCUCUCCUCUAAAAUCUGGCACCAGAUUCAGGGUUUUCUGAUAAGACCAGAAUUGGCAGCGGAGGCAUUGGAGAGCAAGGUGGAGGAAGAGGGCUUGGCUUUUUGGAAUGGAAACCUUGUGUGUGGCUGUGUUCAGUGUUCUCACUAGUUUCGAAAUGUCCUUUGGAAGAGUUUCAAGAGCCUUUUCUACCUUGAAUUGUUUGUGCCAAAGCUUGUAGCCGCAACAAGAGUUGCUGUUUGGAAUAGAAGAUGCCAGAGAAGACCCCUCCCUCCAGAAGCCACUGCAUGCACGGAAUGCUUCUUUUUCUUUAUACUGUAUCACUAUUUCCUUUCACUGCUGCUUCAUUACAUUUCAAGAGCAGCAUCUAGCAUGAAUUCCUUAGUUAUUUUUCUUUAAAAAUGUUUCGUAGAAUCUUAGCAUUCUGGAUUUGGAAGGGACCCUGAGGAUCAUCUAGUCCAACCCGCUGCAAUGCAGGAAUAUGCUGCUGUUCCAUGUAGGGAUCAAACCUUCAACCUUGGCAUUAUCAGUGCCACACUCUAACCCAGGCCUCCCCAGCCUUCAGCCCUCCAGAUGUUUUGGACUACAAUUCUCACCAUCCCUGACCACUGCUCCUGUUAGCAAGGGAUCAUGGGAGUUGUAGGCCAAAACACCUGGAGGGCCACAGGUUGGGAAUGCCUGCUCUAACCAGCUGAGCUGCCAAUGGUGAAUUUUAUUAUUUCAGGUGGCAAGUGGAUACAUAUUUGCGUGUUUUGAUAUUGGGUUGCCUUGGAGCAUUCAAAUACUGUCCACGGGGCUUGGGGGUGGUUCUUGUGGGUUGGACUUCAUACCCAUCUGCAACAAAUCCUGAACCCUGUGAAUAAUGGGUGCUGGACACUCCAAUGUGAUCCAGCAUCCAGACAGGCAAAUAUUGUUGUCUGAAGUAGUUAAGCAUAACAUGAAGACAGAAGUGCUUUUGGUGGUAGGGUGGAAAGAGAAAAGCCUCUGUAAUCUCCCUGCACAACAUCAUUUUUCAGUCUGUGUCAGAGUCCUAGAGACCAGAAGGGCACACUGGGCUGGAAAGGCAACAUGGCUAGUAUCCGUUUCUGCAAACUACAGUGGUACCUCGGUUUAUAAACAGUCCCGUUUACGAACGCCUCCGUUUACAAACACCGCAGACCCGGAAGUGUUUACAUCCGGGUUCCGCGGCGUCAGAUGCGCAGACGCAAUCUGCGCAGCGUGAUCUGACUCCGUGGAAUGGAUCACGUUCGUAAACCGAGGUUCCAGCAGUAUUUCUGGCUGCUACUGGAAAUCAUUCCAAGAUUGAUUCAAGUUGCUGAGUGUCAUAGAAGGGGGGCCCAGAUGCUUUACAAAAAGAGGUGUGUGUAUGUAGAUAUAUACGGCUGACUUUCCCAGGAUCUUCUUGAAGAAUCUGUAUGAGCUCCUCACUUGUAUAUUUACUAUUUGCUGCAUUUUCUUCCCACUCUUGCUCCAAGGCACUCUGGGCACUGUGCAUGGUUGUUCUCUCCGCUUUCCUACAUCAAAGGGUUGCUGUGUAUCUCUUUUAUGAGAUAGAGAGGAACAUAGGAGCUGCCUUAUUCCGAAUCAGACCACUGGUCCAAAAUGGCAGCAGCUGUCCCAAGAUUUCUGAGAAAAGUCUUUUCCAGCCCUACUUGCAGAUGGCAUUAUUUGUUAAUUUCGGUUCCUUUAUUUUUCAAUUUCAAAAAAUAUAGCACACAAUCCACAUAUAACCCCACCCCCCAAGAAACAUCCAUUGCAUAUACAAAGUAAAGGAUACAGCCAGACAUUAAGCAAGGUUGUCCAGCAGGUUAGAGUUGCUUAUAGCAGUUAAGGUCUCCUACUCUCCAUCUUAACAGGUUGUCCCAGAGUGAGCCACGGGUAGCUGGUGGCAAUUGUCCUUUCUGGUGUACUGAAUAAGCAUGUACCAUGCGAUUUCAAAAUCAAAUUUGGUCUUUGUGUUCCUGAAUGCUGUAAGAUGGCAGAGAUUGAACCUUGAAUCUUUUGCACACUAAACUGUGUUCUUGCUACUGACCUGUGGACCUUCUUCAAGGUCACCCAGUAAGCUACAUGUCUUAGUGGGGUUUUGAACUUGGGUUUCCCAAGUGCUUGUGACAUGAAGGAGUUGCUGAGUGUUUUGUUAAACAGUACCUUUUUUCUGCUUUUUUGCGAAAACAAAGGAAUGAUAGGUAUAAUUUUCAGAGCUGCUUUGUCUCAUGUGUGUGCACUUCAGUUAAGUUCUUGCUGUAUGGAAAUGAACAAGCAAGAAGAAAAAUAGCACUCAAGAAUUCAGCAUGGGGAUCUGACUUACUUCAUUUUAUUUUUGGCCAAUUUGAUGCUAGGAGGAAUUUAGACUGGGGAAUGUGGGUCAAAAUGACCUGCGCUGGUGCAAGCUGUCCAAAAGGAGCUUCAACCAUGUAGAUUUACCAGCUCUAAAACACCAUCAAUUAUACUAUGAGAUCUUUAUCUACUAAUGACUUAACCAAAAAAGCACAAUGGAGGGCAGAGAGGCAAAUAUUUUACCUAAAGCUGUUUUAUAGAAAAGAGUUCUUGGCUUCCUUCAUUUUAAAAAUAGGUGAUGUUUCUAAACUGCAAUGGUGUUAGAAAUCCAGUAUUAUUAAGCACGUGAGGCCCUUUUUUGACAUUAGCAGACAAGAGCUGCCGCACUGUGGUUCCUUUGAGAAGGCAACUCAGUAGUUGCCUACUGCAGUUGCAUAGGACAAAUCCACAUUGCUGCACAUUUUCAUACUGGUGUCUGCAUUCAUAGAAGCAGGUGCCCAGGAUGGAGCUACUGUGAUUUCCAAUGACCGUGACCUUCCAGUGUUACCUAGCAGCACAGGAAAGGGCCAUACUCCUGUGUCACCCAUGCUGCUCAAGAACAUGAGUGAAAAACUGAACGAUUCUUUGGGGGAAAUGGUAACUAUCAAGACAGAACCCUGCUCUCCAUGCCAGGAAGACGAAUAUGGGCAACUCUGUUCUGGAAAGGUUGACUCGCAGUCCGUGAAUGUAGAGCAUAAAAAACUGAAAGGAAAGCAAGAUUUGAUCAUGUCCAAGAGUUUUCAGCAAGUAGAUUUCUGGUUCUGUGAGUCCUGCCAGGAGUAUUUUGUGGAUGAAUGUCCAAACCAUGGCCCGCCUGUCUUCGUAUCGGAUGCUCCAGUCCCCAUUGGCAUCCCUGACCGAGCUGCUAUGACUGUUCCACCUGGCAUGGAAGUAGUGAAAGAGCCCAGUGGAGAGCGGGAUGUGCGCUGUGUGAACGAAGUUAUCCCAAAAGGUCGUAUUUUUGGACCAUAUGAAGGGAAGCUCUCCAGUCAGGACAAGUCUGCAGGAUUCUUCUCUUGGCUGAUUGUGGAUAAGAACAACCGCUACAAAUCCAUAGAUGGGACCGAUGAGACUACGUCGAACUGGAUGAGGUAUGUGGCCAUAUCCCGGGAGGAGAGAGAACAGAACCUCAUGGCGUUCCAGCACAGCGAGAGGAUUUACUUCCGGACCUGUCGAGACAUCCGGCCCGGGGAGAGGCUAAGGGUCUGGUACAGCGAGGAUUAUAUGAAGCGAUUGCACAGCAUGUCUCAGGAGACCAUCAUCAGAAACCUCACAAGAGGAGACAAAAAAUUACUAAGGGAAAGGUCAGAAAGAAAUCUAGAAAACCAAGACGAUAUGAGCUACCCCCUUGAGCUCACCACGUCAAAGCAAGGGAAGAGUUCCUACAAGCGCAGCUUUGAAGAAGGCGUGUCUCAACCCCAAACAAAGAAGAAGAAAAUAGACCUCAUCUUCAAAGAUGUUCUAGAGGCUUCUCUAGAGCCAACAAAGAUGGAAGAGCACAAGGUGAUAAAGAAUUCUGCUCCUUCCACUAGAAAGUCCUCCAGAUUUCAAGCGCGAGAUGCCUCGGAAGGUUGUGGGCCUGGUAUUCAUCACAGCACUCCAAAUCACAGUAGAGGCAGGAAUGAGGGUGAGUGGAAAGUCCCCCGCAGCUCCAAAGACAUUGGCCUGCCGGAAGACGAAGGGGAAGAGGCCUUGUCAUUUAAAGUGAACAGCCCCACCGAUCUGUCUCUGGCAUCGACUCAGGAUGAUGCCCUUGAGAUCCCAACAACUUCAUUGUGUCCCAACUGUGUACGGUUGAAGAAGAAGAUUCGCGAGUUGCAGGCUGAACUAAACGUGCUAAGAUCUGGCAAGUUAGCCGAGCCACCUCUACUACCUCCUCAGGUACCUGAGUACCAAGCAUUUUCAUACCCCUCAGCUUCGGAAAGCAUCAUGUCUGUUCCCACCAUGAUGGAGGACGACGACCAAGAGGUGGAUUCAGCAGACGAAUCUGUCUCCAAUGACAUGAUAACAGCCACAGAUGAGCCUUCCAAAUUGUCCGCCGUCACCAGGAGGAUUCGGCGCUUCAAGCAAGAGUGGCUCAAGAAGUUUUGGUUUCUGAGGUACUCCCCAACGCUCAAUGAAAUGUGGUGUCACGUCUGCCGCCAGUAUACGGUGCAAUCCUCUCGGACUUCGGCCUUCAUCAUCGGCUCCAAGCAGUUCAAGAUACACACAAUCAAACUUCACAGCCAGAGCAACCUCCACAAGAAGUGCCUGCAACUUUACAGGCUCAGGAUGCACCCGGAGAAGACAGAAGAGAUGUGCCGAAACAUGACUCUGCUCUUCAACACAGCCUACCAUUUAGCGGUGGAAGGCCGGCCCUAUUGUGACUUCAGGCCUCUUGCGGAACUACUGAGAAAGUGCGAGCUCAAAGUGGUGGAUCAGUAUAUGAACGAGGGAGACUGUCAAAUCUUGAUCCACCACAUUGCACGAGCUCUUAGAGAAGAUCUCGUCGAACGGGUCAGGCAGUCUCCCUUCCUCAGCAUCAUUUUGGACGGGCAGAGCGACGAUUUGCUUGCCGACACAGUUGCGGUUUACGUGCAGUAUAUCAGCAGCGAUGGGCCUCCGGCCACUGAAUUCCUCUCUCUCCAGGAGCUGGGCUUUUCUGCAACCGAUAGUUACAUCCAAGCAUUAGAUAGGGCUUUCUCCGCCCUGGGAAUCCGGCUGCAGGAUGAAAAGCCGAGUGUUGGUUUGGGAGUCGACGGUGCUAACAUCACUGCCAGCCUUAGAGCUAACAUGUACAUGACAAUCAGAAAGACUCUGCCUUGGCUGCUCUGCCUGCCCCUUAUGGUACACAAGCCACACUUGGAGAUAUUGGAUGCGAUUAGUGGGAAAGAGCUUCCUUGCCUGGAGGAGCUAGAGAACAACCUGAAGCAGUUACUCAGCUUUUACCGUUACUCUCCCAGGCUGAUGUGCGAGCUGAGGGUCACUGCUGCUACUCUCUGUGAAGAAACUGAGUUUUUGGGAGACAUCAGAGCAGUGAAGUGGAUCAUCGGGGAGCAGAACGUCCUCAACGCUCUGAUCAAGGAUUACUUGGAAGUGGUGGCCCACCUCAAAGAUGUCAGCGGCCAAACACAAAGAGCAGAUGCGUCUGCCAUCGCUUUGGCUCUCCUGCAGUUCCUCAUGGACUACCAGUCAAUUAAGCUGAUAUACUUCCUGCUGGAUGUCAUUGCCGUGCUUUCACGCCUUGCCUUUGUCUUCCAAGGCGAAUAUCUCCUUGUGUCGCAGGUGGAUGACAAAAUCGACGAAGCCAUCCAAGAGAUUAGCAGGCUUUCCGAUUCUCCCGGCGAGUAUCUCCAGGAGUUUGAGGAGAGCUUUCGAGAAAGCUUCAAUGGCGUCGCUGUGAAAAACCUACGGGUGGCGGAAGCCAAAUUCCAGUCCAUUCGAGAAAAGAUAUGCCAGAAGACCCAGGUGAUUCUAGCUCAAAGGUUUGAACCUCGCAGCCGGGCAUUUGUGAAAGCCUGCCAAGUGUUCGACCUCACAGCUUGGCCGAGGAGCGCAGAGGAGCUUAUGAGCUAUGGCAGGGAAGACAUGGUGCAGAUUUUCGAGCACCUCGAAGCCGUGCCAACCUUUUCCACGGAAGUGAGCAGAGAAGGCAUGGACCCCAGGGGGAGCUUGCUCAUGGAAUGGCGGGAACUCAAGGUGGAUUAUUAUACCAAAAAUGGUUUCAAAGAUUUAAUCGGCCACAUUUGUAAAUACAGGCAGAGGUUUCCUCUUUUAAAUAAAAUCAUCCAGAUCCUCAAAGUUCUUCCCACCUCCACAGCCUGCUGCGAAAAGGGGCGCAAUGCCCUGCAGAGGGUGCGCAAAAACAAUCGCUCUCGGCUCACCCUGGAGCAGCUCAGUGACCUUUUGACAAUUGCUGUUAAUGGACCACCUAUUGCCAACUUCGAAGCCAAGAGGGCACUAGAUAGUUGGUUUGAGGAGAAAUCUAGCAAUAGUUACGCACUGUCUGCAGAAAUGCUGAGCAGGAUGUCCUCCCUGGAUCAGAAGCCAGUGCUGCAGAGCAUGGACCACGGGUCGGAGUUUUACCCUGAUAUUUAGCAAGGAAUGCCUCUCGUUUAGAAAGCUGUUGAAUCCCUUUUUUAAGAAAAAAAAAUCAAUACUCUAAGCUUUGAUAUAGUAUAUGAAUAUAUAUAUAUAUAUUAUAUGUAUGUAUGUAAAGCCCAACACUGAAAAUUUAAAACUUAUCUGAUGGAAGCUAAGAGGAAUUUUUAUGAAUGAGACAAGACUUAACAUUUACUGACAUCUUCAACCGUGGCAGCUGCAAUGUAGGUGGCAACAUUUCAUUCUUCAGAAUCAUGUGCUGGGGCCAUAGUCUAUAUUUUCAAACUGAAUCGAUGUUAUAAGCUAGACGUGGCAGGCCAAUGUCAUCCUACUUCUCAUUAUGCUUCUGUGUGUAUGUCUUCUCUCUGUCUCUCCUCUCUCUCUUUCUUUGUUAGUUAGCAAUUGAGCCAUUUCAGCCCUCUACUAAUGAUGCUUGGGAUUUUUGAGCCCAAUGCCUACAUCUUGGUAUUUCUUUUCCAGCUUCCCAAUUUUCUCGUAGUCUAGAGUGGAUUCUUACAGCUUCUUCUGAUGAUCUGGUUCAUUUUUUGUUGUUUCUGUCAAUUGGCCCAUGAUGCCCCUUCCUUGGUCUUAACCACCGGUGGGCAUUUUCAGUGUAAGGCAAACCUUUUUUUCUGCUACUCCUGUGAAAAUUCUACUAACGAUUCAUGUAUCUUACAAUAUUGAUAGCAUGUUCAGAUGAAAAUAGCAUAAUGCAGAAGAUGGGGAACUAUUGGGGUGGGGUGUUUUUUGCAUUUAUAUUUUUAUAUAGUAGACAAUGAGAAAAAUUAAUUAAAACUCUUUACUGAAAACCCGGGCUGCUGUGGAAGCUAGAGAGCCAACGAGUCAAAGCCCCGUAACAGGGCAGAGACUCCAGGGCUUAAAAUAUGUAUGCUAAUUUUAUGUUAUUUAUACUCGGUCUUUAUCAUCAUAAAUGGGUUGUGUCUUUGUUUGGGUUUUUAUAACAAGUGAAAGAAACGCCUGCCACGUUUCUGUGGCAGGGGAUAUCAAUGCAAGAUCCGCCGUUGAUUGUCGUCACAUGACAAGGUCCUCUUAGGGGUUCACAUAUCCUCCGUUGAGUAAGGUUUGAAGUUCAGUCAUCUGGCAAAAGAAAAAAAAACAGAACGCUGUGCUUAUUCCUGUGAACUGCUUCUUUCAAAGGGGUGCAUGGUAUGGCAACAUAUUUGCAGCUCAAAUAAAACACAUCUGUGGAGAUUAUUAUUAUUUUUUACUACCCCCAACGCUUCAGGUUAAAUAAGCCAAAAGAGCACAAAACCUCCACUGCUGACUGUGCCUUGCCCUGCUAAUAUUGCAGAGGGCAGCACCACAACAAUAAUGGACAAUCACAGGAAUAAAAGGAUUUUUUUUGCCCGGAACUACUAGGAUGGCAUGUUUCCAGAGGGACUAACCUUAUGCCGUUGGAAAUACAGCAAUGGCGUCAGUUACACUGAACUUUUCCAUAUCCCCUCUCUCCACACACACCCUGCCAUUUUCCUCCUGACCCUUCCUAUUGGUCUUGGUGCUAAAGUAUCUCUGGAACUGAUGCUGCUAGCUGCUAGCUUUUCAUUUAUAUAAAUAUAUGAUUUUAUUUUUUAAACCGUACGUUUUCAGUGGUAAUGUAGCAUGUUGUUGAAGCAGUUUCUCUUAGGGUAUAUCUGCACCAGCUUCCUUCGCUGUGUCUUUUUCUCCUCCUUUCUUUUCACUCAGUGGAAAUGUCCCGGGAAUAAUCUUUUAGCAUUGUUCCCAUACAUGCAUGAUUCUUAUAUCCAGGACUCAAAGCUCAUUCCCUUCACCCCGCAACUGCUCAAUGAAAAACAAAGAAAACCCCAGAUACCUUGAUGUGUUGUCAAGCAAAAGAACUAGGGAUAGAGGCUCCCUGCUUUGUGGCAUCCCCAUGGGAUUGUAAAGCAGUUGGAGCUGCUAAGGGAACUCAGCCUGGCUGUCUCCAGACAAAAGGAAGGGGGGGUGGGAGGGAAGAUAGUGGAAGGAUUUAGUGAGUUGUCUUAUGACAAAUGCACAACAGUAGCAUAAGAAGCGGCACAUAAGCAAAAAUAGAAAGAAGAUGGGUUGAAGCAGUGGUUUUCAACCAGUGUGCCGUGACACCCUGGGGUGCCUUGAAUGAUGGUUGGGGUGCCAUGGGCAACACUGGCCUCUGUCCCUCUUUCCUUCGCUCCCUCCUUGGAUGCCCUAUCAUGUCUCUGCCUCCCAAAAGCUUGCACAACUGUUUGUUGCAGAAGCCCUGGAUACAAGGUCCAAGGCUGACCAAGGUGGGACAGUGUGAGGAGGCACUUCUCUUUGGGGUGGGGGGCAGCUCAGAGACCGGGGGGCAGCUGUAACUGCCUGGCGGACUCCCAAGGUGAGGAGGCUGAGGAACACUGCACAAGGGAGGGUGUCGAAAAGCGGUGAGGGGCUGCCGGCUCUGCAGGCAAGGGGUGGCACAACUGGGCUCCUGAGCCCCACAGGGGUGCUGCAGAAAGAAUGCAGUAGGUCAAGGGAGCCGUGGACCCAAACAGGUUGAAAACCUCUGGGUUGAAGAAUGAGCCAGAGGGAGAAGCUCUAGGGUAGGACAAUUGUAAUUGUAUGGGAGUUGGUGGUUUUUAAAAAAUGUGGUACUGACUUCCAUAUGAAAGCAGGGGGGAGCAGGAAUUGGAAAACUAUCCUAGGCAAUCAGGGACAGCAAACAGAAUCAGGUGCAGAUCGCAGCAACUCUUUGUACAGGAAAACAACAACUGGUGCAGAUAUACCUUUGGUCCAGCCCUCACCGACUCGGUGCCACUUGUAUCAGCCCCGGGCGAAAGUGGAGAGCACCAGGUUGGUGAAGGCUGCUCUAGUCACUUCCACUGCCAGGGUUCAUGCACUGCCUUCUCACUCCGCACAAAGAUACACGCACACGCACACACAGAGAAUGAAGCAGUGGCACAGAGAUCUGUGCCUUGUCUGCGUUCUCGUAGCCUCUCUUCCAACUUGACAAGUAGGAUUUUAUGUUGGGCUUUAGAAAUCCCUUGUCUGCAAUAUUACCUGCUUUGGGCUGAUGGUAGGGAGUGAGACUGAUGAGCACAGAAGGAAGAUUGGUUAGGGGAAAUGUUACAAGAGUUGCGUAGUUUUGAUCAUUUUUGACAGCGGUUAGAGCAUCGUUGGUAUUAACGCUACAAUGGUAACUUAAUGUAGAAUGUUUUUACAUGAUGCUAUUCUAAGCAUAGAAACAACUGCUGGGAUUUGGAGAGCCUUGGUGUGACCCAAGGCCAACUGAAUACCAUGGGUGAUAAGAGAUUAGCAUUGUCAGCAUUCGUUUGCACAACUAAGAGGCUUCCAUUCACCCUUGUGUUGGUUUACUGGUGAUAUCAACUCCAAGAAAGUGGUUACCACUCAGUCAAGUGGGGGUGGUGUGGGGGGGGGUAUAAAUGCUUUGCUACUAUAUUCUUACUGUCAGUGGGUUUUGGCCGUUUUAUAGGCCUUGUAAAUGAUGACCCAGCUGUCCCAAUACUCAUAAUCUGGUUGUUUUAAUUGGCUCAUUUCAGAUAAAUAACAGAGGCUCUGGUGGAAACAAUGACAAGCCUGGAUAAAGACAGUUUCGGAAUUUAGAAGACGGUUUGUUAUUUGAAGCACUCCUGAUAUGUGCUAAUGUUAGACUGCGUACACUAGACAGUGCCUAAGGUGAAUCCAACCACAAUUUACAUUGAGAAACCAGUUCUGUAUAUGGUUUCUGAAACAUUGUUCCUCAGGCUAAUAGCUCAGUCGGUAGAGCAUGAGACUCUCAGGGUCAUGGGUUUGAGCUCCACGUUGGGCAAAAGAUUUCUGCAAUGCAGAGGGUUGGGCCAGGUGACCUUCAUGGUUCCUUCCAACACUACGAUUCUAUGAUUCUUAAAGUAGGAACAAUUGGCCUAGGGCUAGAUAAUCUGCAUUUUGCUUUGCCUGUGAUCCCUCUUCAUUAUUGGUCUGGAGAAUAAAUACUUUGCUAGGACACUGGUUGUUUUUAGCUACUCAUUAAAUGUUCAUGAGCUCACCUAGAUAAUUCCUCUUCUGUAAUUGCUUAUAUUCAGGAGAUGUGUUCUUCUGCUCUGAUGCUCAAGCAUCAACGGGUUGCAGGAGGCGUAAUAUUAAAUCACCUGUAGGGUAUGUCUAGAUUGUUGUGUAAAUGGGCAAGAAAAUGAAAUAUUUGCAAUGACCAGCACACAGGGAACAGAAAAUGGCACAGGCUUCUGUGAAAGCUUCCUCUUCUCUCACAUUUUGGGGUUUUCAGAGCAGUCUGUGUGUGUGUGUGUCUGCCUGCUUGCCUGCCUGCCUGCCUGCCUGCCUGUCUGUCUGUCUGUGUAACCAUUUGGCCACACUGUAAUACAUGCAGAACACAAUCCGGUUUAAAUUAAGCAAUUUUAAAUCUUUGUUUCAGUGAAAGAGGCAAUCAGGCGCUUAAUUCACUCGCAUUAAAAUCAGUGGUGCUUAACUGUGGCUGGGCCAUAUUUUACAUUGUCUGCCACUAUUCUCCCCCAUAGCCUUAGUAGUUUAACUAUAAAUGGAUAAUCCAGGUUGGUUAAAAUGAGACUGAAAUCCUCCAUGGCUUGCUUUACAUUUACAGCCUUACCUGUGAUGUUAUACAUUUGAUAGGUUUCCACAUCUGAGCUCCAAAAUUACAAAACCGCUUGUUGCUUUUUAAUUUCAUGUAUAAUCUCCCACUCAGAGUCCAAGUUCUCUCCGUUCAAUGAAAAUGUAUGCAAAUGUUCUCUAUCUGAAAUUAUUUUACUACCAAAAUACUUAAGUUAAACAUGCCUGAAUCUUUAAGCCCCUGAAAGCAUGUUACACCUUGUAAUGGACUGUUUAGUUAAAUAAAAAGAUGAAAAGUAUUACUAAAAUAAAACCCUAGCUCUGUCGAAAUCACGUCCACUUCAAUGAAGACAUAAUUUUCUUAUCUAAGAUUUGGUUGCACACUUAGUAAUUUGACCAGUUGUCAAGAAUCCAACCUGUUAAUGCUAUGCAAAAUGGUAUUUGUUGGUAUCCUAUUAGUGUAUGAAGAUAAAAAUUGCUAAAUAUUCUAAAAUUGCUAAAUAUUCUACAGGGACAGCAUAAGGACUUGAUGAGUGUGUGAUCAUACACAUGUGUCUUAGUUAGGGUAUGCAUAUCAGCAGCAGGCAAAUAAGAAUGCUGGCUGAAGAUGGCAUUGCAAAUGUUGCACUGCCAGGUAAAACAAUGUUGUUUUGCUGCUGUGUAUCACUCUUGUGAGGAGGGGUGCUGCCUCCAGCAGUUGGGUUGAAUAGAAUAUUUGUCUAUGCUCAGUUGCUAUGAUUUCGCUAUCUAUUUGGUCACAGUCAAACUAAAUAGAGGCUGGAAAAAGAGGACACUAGAGGGCGUCUGGUGUUAAGACGUUUGUGGAUGUGUAGCACAGCCAAAUAGCACAAGAAAAGGAAGCUAUUGCCUGCGUUUGCCUUGUAUAGGUUUCUUCUGGAGUGAGGAGGAGAUUAAAAUGGGCCUGGCUCAAAAGUAUCCAAUUCUAGGAGAUCCAACUGGGAUCAGGAAUCCUGUCACAUUCAGGCAAUGGAUGAUUAUGGAUGUGUGAUCUCUUAAAUCUCUAAACCAGUGUGUUCCCAAACCUGGGUCUCCAGCUGUUUUUGGACUACAAUUCCCAUCACCCCUGGCAACUAGUCUUGCUAGCUAGGGGUGAUGGGAGUUGUAGUCCAAAAGCAGCUGGAGACCCAAAUUUGGGAAGCACUGCUCUAAAUGAUAAAAAGAUACAGCUUGUAAUGAAAUUCUUCCUUCUUGCUGAGCACCUGAUUGAUUCAUCUGUUCAUAUCUAUAUCUGUACCUUAACUUGUGGUGUUCUAACUCUUAAGGUCUCAUUGCAGAUUUCCCAGCUAUCUUUUAUAACUCAGGCUCUUCUCUAGAUCUAUAUGUAUGUUUGUCAGAAACACACCAAGCCCACACUGAUGCUACCUUGCAUGCAGACUGCCAGGGGUGCACAAAAGUCAAAUUGCCAUGGCCAUCAAGUCAAAUGCAACAGGGAUUGUGGUAAGGAAACAGAAAGCCAAAGCUUCCUACAUUAGCAAAGCACAGUGAGGACACAAGCAUAGAAUCAUAGAACUGUAGAGUUGGAAGGGACCCUGAUGGUCCUCUAGUCCAACCCCCCUGCAAUGCACAAACAGUGCAGACAUGUAUGGUUCUGGCACAUUUUUUGGGCUAUCACUUGAUCUUUCUGUUAGCCUGUUGUCUGCAGUUCUGCUGGUCUGGACUCUCAGUGGCCAUUCAGAGAUACUGAUCCCACAGCGCAAACACAGCCACUAAGACAGAGCUUGCAGAGCCUGUGACCCUCCAGAUCUCAACAGACUACAAUUCCUGUGGAUCCUUGAUCAUUGCCUAUUUGGGCUGGGGCUAUGGGAGUUUUAACAAUGUCUUCAGGGCUGCAAGCUAGCUACCUCUGCAGUGAGAGGUCUUUCAGGUCAUGUCUUGACUAAUGCUAUGUUUCAGCUUAUAAGAUGGGCCUGUCAUUUGUAUAGCUAAGAGUUGAGACAUGCAUUGGGUUAGUGGCACCCCUUGAUGGCAAAAGUCUAUCUCAGAAACAGUAGAAUACCGGUACUAUGCAAUUCCUGUAUCCGUUUGGAGCCAAGUGAAAUAUGUAUGCAUGAAAUCUGAUUUAAGUGUACAAUGCAUCCUCUUGAAAGGGGCGGCCUAAGGGGCAGGUGUGAGCCUUGAAAGUCCUGUUGCUUUUCAGUGGGAUUUCAGCACACCUGACUUCCUCUGGAUUGCCCUCAUUUGGCAUUGAUCCAGCUAAAUUCAAGCACUUUUAACAUUUCACUGAUUUUCAAGGGGAAAUUCCCAUUAAAACCAGUGGGGCAAAAGGACUUUGGCUAGACAUAAUCUAUACACAGCAUGGCCCUAUAGAGCAGCCCAUGUACAACACACGAUGUAAGAAAUGAAUCCACAUGCCUAUAUAUCACUAUAUAAGACUAUAUAUUUAAAUAUAUAUCUGUUCUCAAUAGAUAUAAAUAUGAAAUUUAGGGAGAAAAUAGGUUGUCCUGUUGCAAAUGCAGGCCCUGCGUUUUCGGGAGAGGCAUAUAGUACUGAAGGCUAAAAACCCCAAGUAUUUUAGCAAGGCUAAAGAUUGGGGUUUGCCUUACUUUGAAGCCUGCCUAUUUGCAGAGAUUUUGCUAUGGUCAGGAAAGAGAAUUCUGCUGGUAAGCAUGGCAGCAUGCCAAAUGAAGCCUGUGAUAGCAAUAGUGGGACCAUCUUGCAAUGGUUGCGGGUGAACAUUUCAUCUGUUUUGGGUGUUGAUAGGGACAGUAAAUGCCUUUAGCUAAGAUGUAUCUGACCCAGUUGCGCACUUCCCCCCCCCUGCUUGUUUUGACUUUCUAAGUGCAGGUUGAAAUGCAGCUUGCGCUCUCCCCCACCAUUCCAGUUUGUAUUGUUCAAUGGCAAAUUGAACAAAGCAGAAUGGUCCGAUGAAUUUGGAGUGCAGUCCCUGGAGGUGGAAGUCUGAGUCCCAUUGCCGUCAGCGUGUGGUACUUGAUGCUCUGUUUAGGGUAGGGAUGCUGCGUUCAUUUGCACAAGGAACAGAGUGUAGUCAAAGAAGAGAGGAGAGAUGGGUGGCAUCCCAGCAGUUGUUGGACUCCAUCUCCCAUCAACCCUGGCCAUCAUAAACAAUGGCCAUCAGUUAUGAGAGCUGUAGUCCUGCAACAGUUGGAGAGCCACAGAUUCUCCAGCCUCGGUACAUAGCGAGGAGGUUUAGCACAGGAAGAAAAGUUCUGAGUGCAGUGAUUAAAAUAGGUAAAUGGAUAUAGCUGGGGAGUCGGUGCAGCUGCAUUGUUGCUCCUCAGCUACUACCAUCUUGUUUGGCUGCUUUUCAAAGAGCUGCUGCUUUUUCCAUUGUUGAAUGAGCAAAUCGGAUAGCUUUCAGGGUGGGCAGUGGAGUUGUGUCACCAGAGAAUACUGCAGCCUGAAUGCUCAUUUUAAUUUUUAUUUCAUUGGUGUUGGCAAUGAGGCAUUAUGACUAGACCACUCCACCAAAACAAUGUUAUUGUGAUGAUAUCCUUUUUAAUAUGAAUGGCAGAUCCAAGCCACCGUCUCUGGCGAUCGUCCUUUGUGAAAUAACGUGUGGAGAGGUCUUCCAGCUGGACGGCCUCUUGCUCUGCUGUGGUCAAAGCCAUUAGGAUGAAGUUAGCACAACUACUUCAUACCAGGAAGAGGCAGGAGGGAGGGGGGGGGAUAAAAGGUUUUGGACUUCCCUCCAUACAGACACUAUGUGAUGACUUGCGCAAGUUUUUUUUUUGAGAAAGACAAAUAUUACUGCUAUUGGGGGCUCGGGGAGGGGGGUGAAUGUGGGAACAGUUUUUCCUCAACAGACUACUUGCACUGACUGGUGUUGCGCAGCUACACAUUUAGAGAGCUUGUGACACACACACACACACACACGCUUAUGGUGAUAAUGCAGGCAAUGUGCGUCAGGCCUUUGCCGCCACCACACAACUCUGGAAACCCACCUCAGUGACAAACCUGGCCUACCUGAACCUCUGCCCCUUGCCCCCCAACCAAGCUUCAGGACUGUAGAGUGUAAUCCCAUAGAAUAACAGCUACCUAGAAAACGUGAUCCUCAGGACUGAACCUCAUGGAUACUGGACUAUUUUCCAGCCUGCAAGCUGCCAGCAAGGCACCCUCACUCUGUGUAAAAUAAUUUUUUUAAAAAAAAAAUACAAACCUGUCAGGCACUUCACCUCAUGUAUAGAAAAAAUCUUCCCAGCCACUGCUGGGGAGACACAUCACUCAAACUGUAAUUUUAGAAAUGCAAAAGGAGGGCUGUCGGACUUCUCCUUUUCAGGUGACCCCACAAACUCACUUUACGAAGAAUCAAGGGGGGUGUUGUGAAGAUAACCUCCUCGCGUUUUGCCUUUCCCCCUUUCCCUUCACAACCCCAGUCCCCAACUGUUAGCUUGAACCAUGCACACGUGUAAAUGAGGGGGAGGGGAGAAACAAUCUACAAAUCUUAUUAUUACAUAUGUAUUAAAAUGUUAAUAUCACACUUUUUUCUGACAAUGUUUUAAAGAAAAGGGGGGGGAAAGUUAUUACUUUGCGGACUGUGCUUUAUAGUACCUGUGUGAAAGAGGCUAGGACACUGGAUACGAAUAGAGCUAUGUUGAUAUAUCCCUAGUAUGUACACGAGAACUUUCUUUUUGUCAUACAUUAUACUUGUAAUGUAAGAUGAUUAUUAAUAAAAAAGAAACACUUCAGUUUA
Molecule: messenger RNA, 24948 nt
Organism: Zootoca vivipara (common lizard)
Lineage: Eukaryota; Metazoa; Chordata; Lepidosauria; Squamata; Lacertidae
Source: RefSeq, a predicted model, not a curated record